Molecule: messenger RNA, 2010 nt
Organism: Fimicolochytrium jonesii
Lineage: Eukaryota; Fungi; Chytridiomycota; Chytridiomycetes; Spizellomycetales; Powellomycetaceae
Product: xylose isomerase-like protein
Exons: 2
Coding region: 58-1755 (565 amino acids)
Source: RefSeq, a predicted model, not a curated record
CUUUAACCAACACUUCCGAGUCAGUAUCGUCGCAUAUAUACCCUGACGGCAUUCAACAUGGCAGCUAGCCAGACUAAACUUUCCGCUUUGGUGGGGUACACCGGUCUCGUCGGAAGCAACCUCCUCGAGCAGCGCACCUUCACCGACACUUACAACUCUAAGAACAUCAAGUCCCUUUGUGGCAAGUCCUAUGACGAGAUCUACUUUGCAGCCUGCCCCGCGGAAAAGUGGAAGAUCAACCAGAAUCCUCAACAAGAUCUUGCCACCCUCUCGCAGCUUCGCGAAGUUCUUUCAACCGUUCAAGCCAAAGUCUUCGUCCUUAUAUCUACCAUCGACGUAUACAACCUGGCAAAGGACGAUCAAGACGAGCAGACCGACCUCUCCACCAGCAUUCAGACUCAUCACCCCUACGGAAAGCAUCGAUAUAUGUUUGAGCAGUGGAUGGCGGAGCUUUUCCCCCAUCUCCUGAUAGUACGCCUGCCUGCUCUUCACGGGCCCCACCUGAAGAAGAACUACUUGUACGAUCUUUUGAACAAUAAUAAUCCCGAAGCUAUCAAGCGCAACAGUUGCUUUCAGUGGUAUGACCUGACAAGAUUGGAGGACGACAUCAAAACAGCUUUGGCAGUCAACUUGACAUUGGUUAACCUUUUCCCGGAGCCAAUCUGGACGCAUGACAUCUUGAGGGUUUUGGAAGAAACCCAGGCAGUGACCCCCGAGGUGCUGGGCAAGGUGCCGCAGGUGGGCGAAAGCGCUCCGGGGAUUGUAUACCGCAUCCAGACCAAGAAUGCAACCUACUUUGGGUCUACUGUGCCCAAUUACAUCUACUCCGCAUCCCAGUCGAUUGACAUGAUCCAAAAAUUUGUGAAGCAUCACAUCCUUGCCGAAAAGUUUGUCAUCUCGAACAUCGCGUGGUCAUGGACAGAUGAAGCCGAGAGCAAUUCGGUUCUUCGGUUUCUCAGCGAGUCGGGCGUUCGCCAAUUGGAGAUUGCUCCUACAAAGAUUUGGAACUCGUGGCCUGAAUGUCACAACGCCCUGGCGGACGGCCGUGCAGCCGAGUUUGGCCGCCUCUUGAAAGAGAAAGGAUUUUCAGUUCCUUCAUUUCAGGCGGUUCUCUUUGAUCGCCCUGCGUGCCUGCUCCUAGGAAACGACGAGCAGCGGACCGCCUUUCUCGAUCACAUGAAAUUCGUCAUCGAACUCUGUAGUACCAUUCAUCAGAACGCUUCCGAAAGUCAUAAGCGAACUCGCCCCGCUGCUAUCGUUGUUGGAGCUCCGAAAAACCGUCUGAGGCAGGGCAAGACUGAAGACGAGUGCCAUAAGUUGGGCGAUGAAAUCUGGUCCGCUUUAGCCAUGUACGCCGAGUCGAGAGGCGUCGUCAUCUGUCUCGAGGCGAACCCCCCUCAAUACGGUUGCGACUAUCUUUACAAUGCUGUGCAAGCCGCGGCCGCCGUCCGCAGAGUCGGGCAUCCGGGCUUUCUGCUUCACGUCGAUCUAGCUUGCAUGACUUUGGCAAAGGACGACAUAUUCUCGGUCCUUCAAGAGGCGAAAGAUAUAAUCUUCCAUGUCCACAUUAGCGAACCAUACCUGGAGGACUUCAGCAGACCCCAAUGUGACCAUGCAGCUUUUGCGACGCUUCUGAAGAGAACCAUCUGGGACCGCCCCAUCAAGUUGAGUGUCGAGAUGAAAAACGGUGAAGACAAUAUUCAGCGUGUGAAAACCGCAGUCCACCUUGUGAAAGAUAUAUACUUUGGUCUUUAAGUCCGUAGAAGACUGCAUAUCUAUUCACAUCGGUGUCGCGGAGGUAUACUGUUUUGAAACGCACUGACUGGGAGCAGUGAACACCUUCUGGGUAUCGGAGGACGGGGCACGGUUGAAUGAAACGUGGAUUUCGUAAACGCAAAAGUUGCCUAAUAACUCGAAAUCGUGGCAAAAUAGAGUGCGGGGAGCUCUUUCCACUCGCUUCACCAGAGCAGAACUAAAUCACAAUGUGCGGUCAACGGCCAAAGAUUCGAC